AUGGCAAUUAACGAUCUGAAUUUUCAACUAAGAACAGAAGCAUCCAUUCAAAACUUGAAAAAUCAGAUUGGUCAGUUGGCAACAACAGUAAACGAGCUGAAGUCUCAAGGUCCUGGUAAUCUUUCCGUACAACCAAUUGUUAAACCAGAGAAUGUUACUUUGAGUUCAAGAAAGACUAUUCAAGACUUGCAAGAGCAGCAACUAAUAGAUGAAGAUCUUAGUGCUACUGCUUCAGCAAGUGAUUGCAGCCCAACAAGAUCAGUGACAGUGAGCAACAUCUCUACAGGUACAACCGAGCAAGAUCUGAAGGAAUUUCUUACCUUUCCAGGAAAAAUCGAAUACAUUGAAAUGAAAAGUGAUUGUGACUCAUUUUCCAGUAAUGUUGCGUAUGUUACCUUCAGUAAUUCAGAGGGAGCAGAAACUGCAGUUCUUCUCUCGGGAGCAGUGGUGUGUGGACAGUCUAUAACAAUAGAUUUGGCUCAAGAUUAUGUUCUCCCAGCCUCUGCUGCUUCUGAAGCUGAGGCAACAGAGACUAGAAAUGCUGAGACUGGUGGUUUGAGGAAGGCAGAGGAUGUUGUGAGCAGCAUGCUAGCCAAGGGCUUUGUUUUGGGUAAAGAUGCAUUAAAUAGAGCAAAGGCCUUUGAUGAAAAGCACCAGCUUACAUCCACGGCCACAGCAAAAGUUGUUUCUUUGGACCAAAAGGUUGGUUUAAGUGAAAAGAUAAGUGCUGGAACAGUGUUGGUGAAUGACAAAGUAAAAGAAAUGGAUGAGAGAUUUCAAGUUUCGGAGAAGACUAAAUCAGCAAUUUCAGCAGCGGAACAAUCAGUGACCAAUGCUGGCUCUGCCAUAAUGAAGAAUCGUUAUGUGUUAACUGGAGCUACAUGGGUUCUUGGUGCUUACAAUAGGGUUACUAAGGCUGCUGAAGAGGUGGGAAACAAAACUAAAGAGAAGGUUUUGGCGCAGGAUGAUGAUCAUGUUCAUGCCACAUCUCAACCCUCCAAACCUGAAUCUCCACAUGCUACCACACCUGAUCAACCUUCCAAACCUGCACCACCUCAAGGUUUGAUCCUUUGA
Abrus precatorius (Indian licorice) is the source of this 1074-nucleotide messenger RNA. Its product is annotated as binding partner of ACD11 1-like. Gene Ontology annotation, molecular function: RNA binding. Bases 1 to 1074 code for a protein of 357 amino acids. Lineage: Eukaryota; Viridiplantae; Streptophyta; Magnoliopsida; Fabales; Fabaceae. The transcript is spliced from 5 exons. The record is from RefSeq and is a predicted model, not a curated record.